Messenger RNA from Hydra vulgaris (swiftwater hydra), 1062 nucleotides. The record is from RefSeq and is a predicted model, not a curated record. NCBI's taxonomy places the organism in Eukaryota, Metazoa, Cnidaria, Hydrozoa, Anthoathecata, Hydridae.
UUGGUAAUAAAGAGAUUUGAUUAUUAUGUGAAAAAAACGUGCCUUGUAAAAUUUUUUUUGUUUUAAUGAAGUUUAAGUUGAGCUAAAAUGAUUUUAAAUAUUGAUAUAUUUACAGUCAUUCUGGGUAACUUUGAAUUUGCGGGUAACAUUGAACUAAACGUCAUUCAUAAAAUGCCAAGAAAAUGUUCGACAACUCAUCCUGGCACAAGAAAAUAUGGCACUAAAUCUAAUUACACCAAUUCUACACUUCAAGAGGCUUUAGCCAAAAUGAAAUUAGAAAAAAUGUCGAUCGGUGAAGCUUCUGAAAUUUAUAAAGUACUUAAAGCAACAUUAUUUUACAAGCUAAAAAGUAAACACUGUAAAUCAGUAGGGUACCCUAUUGCCCUUAGCAUUGAUGAGGAACUUUGUUUUGAAAAUCACUUACUUUAUUUAAGUGACAAAGGUAUACCAAUUGGAAUUAAUGAUUUUAAAAGUAUUGUCAAAAUCUAUCUGGAUGAUAGUGGAAAAAAUAUACAACAGUUUAAAGAUAACCGACCAGAUUGGGAGUGGUGUAAACUUUAUCUUGACAGGCAACCAUCAUUAAAAGAAAAAGUAUCUCAUUGUAUUUCAAGGAAACGUGCACAGAUUAAUUAUUGUCAAAUAAAAUUAUUUUUGCAAAAUCUAGAGAAUGAAUUAAAUGGAGUAACGCCAGAUAACAUUUACAAUAUGGAUAAAACAGGGUUUCAUGAUGACCCUGGAAAAAAAAAACUUAUUUUUCGUCGAUCCUCUCGCCAUCCAGAACUUAUAAGAAAAAAUAACUGACAAAUAAAAAGUUUAGAAAGUCAAAGGAAAAUCUUAUGAAAGAGAAAUUGUCAAUAAGUAUGACGUCAUUAAUUUAAAUGAUUAAUUCCUUAAAAAGAAAGAAUUAUGUAAGAACUAUAUCAUUGUAAAAAGUUACAUUGUUGUUUUUUGUCGAAAUGCCUCAGGAAAACUAAUUCCACCAUUUUUCAUUUUUAAAGGAAAACACAGUUGGUCUGACUGGCUUUUCAAUGCACCAGAAGGAUCAAGAAUGGCAACUUCUUG